Molecule: messenger RNA, 1336 nt
Organism: Pangasianodon hypophthalmus (striped catfish)
Lineage: Eukaryota; Metazoa; Chordata; Actinopteri; Siluriformes; Pangasiidae
Product: olfactory receptor-like protein OLF3
Exons: 1
Coding region: 363-1304 (313 amino acids)
Biological process (GO): G protein-coupled receptor signaling pathway
Cellular component (GO): membrane
Molecular function (GO): G protein-coupled receptor activity; olfactory receptor activity
Source: RefSeq, a predicted model, not a curated record
UAUGAUGAAUUACAGCUAAGGUGGCCCUGAAGGAAUCCUGGUGACUAAUUUUAGAGUGGCCCACAGCAUUGGAAAAAGAAACGUAAUCUUUGAUAAACCAAUGAGUCAAUUCCAACUGAAUUAUAUAAAGAGCCUUACACAGUCUGUUUUGGAUUGAUGUGUACUGUGGUCCUUUGCCUGUUUCUGUUGCUCGGAUACUGAGGAACUGCUUGACACUCAUACUUUCAAGGACUUGAAGAGAAAGCAGGGAAAACCAGAAGAUGGGUGGCUUGAAAUAACUUACAAUUGUAGACUUUUGGUAAAUAUUUCUAUAUUAAAAGUAGCUUUUAUAUUGUGUUCACUACUAAAGAGCACAGUAGGUCAUGGUUCAAAAUGUUUCCAGAAAAAACAUCAAUGAAUUUGUUUUUACAGGAUUUGACACUAUAGAAAAACCAGUGGCUGUUGGUAUUGUCAUACUUACUGUAUACAUUCUUGUAAUGCUUGCUAACUUGGCAAACAUAUGCUUUAUAGUCAUUGAUAAACGUCUACAUCAGCCAAUGUAUGUCUUCAUCUGCAAUUUAGCAAUUGUAGACAUGCUGUACUGUACAUGUUCAUGUCCAACUAUGAUAGGCAUCCUUAUAGUUGGCUAUAAAACCAUAUCUUAUGUACCAUGCAUCUUACAGAUGUAUGGUUUUGGUUUAGGUUUUGUGAUGGAGGUGUUUACAAUUUCUGUCAUGGCUUUUGACCGAUUAAUUGCCAUAAUCAAGCCACUGCGCUACCAUUCAAUUCUGACAAAUGUACAUUCUGUUAUUCUCACUUUCUUGCUGUGGAUCCUGGGUUCUGCUGCAAUAGCAAUUGUUCCUGGUACUGUGGUUCCUUUACCAUUAUGCUCCUCAACUAUAAAGUAUGUUUUUUGUGAUUAUGCAGCUGUUGUCAGAGCCACUUGUGUAGAUCCAAACCCAUAUUUUGAUUUGAUAUCAAGUUUCACCUCUUUCCUGAUGUUUGGAACAUUCAGUUUCAUUUGUUUAUCUUAUCUUAAAAUAGUUAUUGUUGUUGUCAAAAUGACCUCAAAAGGUAGCAAGAAAAAAGUGUUUCAUACUUGUUUAAGUCAUUUAGUAGUGAUAAUCUGCUAUUAUGGACCUACAUUCAUUCUAGCAGUCCUGACCAGACUUGGGGUAGUUUUAUCACUUGAGGAAAGAAAUGGUCUGAGAGCUGGGACAAUUCUUGGUCCUUCAUUAGUAAAUCCCUUUAUAUAUUGUUUUAGAACUAAAGAGAUUAAAAAUAAAAUAUUAAGAAUUGUGUCAAAAGUUGAACCAACUGAAUAAAACUUUUUUUUGGACUUUUUUGUGUAUAGUGU